UGCGGCUCGUCCGAAACAGCUGGUUAGCAUAGCUUGGAGGCUAGCAGCUGCCCCGCAGGGUGUAACGAUGGCAGCGGAACCGAAGCAUUAGCACUGAUGCUAAAGCGAACAAAGCCCGGGAUUCUUCUAAAGCGCAAUUACUCAUUUAAGAGCCGCGCUAACUGCUAGCCCGCUUGCUAACGGCUAACUAGCCCGGUUAGCCCCGGACAGCAGCAGCUGCUCGUCGCUCCUCGCGUCGAACCCGCUGAAGCCGUUAAAAUGGAACCAAACGUCCCGAAGCGACGCGACAACAAGAAGUCUCUGCGCGUGAAGGUGAUCAGCCUCGGGAACGCGGAGGUGGGGAAGAGCUGCAUCAUCAAACGUUAUUGUGAGAAGAGGUUUGUCCCAAAGUAUUUGGCCACAAUCGGCAUCGACUACGGCGUCACCAAAGUUCAGGUCCGAGACAGAGAAAUCAAAGUGAACAUCUUCGACAUGGCGGGUCACCCCUUCUUCUACGAGGUACGUAACGAGUUCUACAAGGACAGUCAGGGCGUCCUCCUGGUCUACGACGUGGGCCUCAGGGAGAGCUUCGAUGCGCUGGACAGCUGGCUCGGCGAGAUGAAACAGGAAAUGGGCUCCCAGGCCAACAUGGAGAGCAUCGUCUUCAUCGUGUGCGCCAACAAGGUGGACCUGACAAAGCGCCGCGCGGUGGACGAGGGGGAGGGGCGUCUGUGGGCGGAGUCACGAGGGUUCCAUUACUUCGAGACGUCGGCUCAAAGCGGAGAGGGCAUCAACGAGAUGUUCCAGGCCUUCUUCUCCUCCAUCACCGACAUGUGUGAGAACGGAGGGAAGCGCCCGGUGUCAGAGGUCAGCGUGGGCUUCACCAAGGAGCAGGCCGACACCAUCCGACGCAUCCGCAGCAGCAAAGACUCCUGGGACAUGUUGGGGGUGAAGCCUGGGGCCACCAGGGAGGAGGUGAACAAGGCGUACAGGAAGUUGGCGGUGCUGCUGCAUCCCGAUAAGUGCGUUGCCCCCGGCAGCGAGGACGCCUUCAAGGCCGUGGUGAACGCUCGCACGUCGCUGCUGAAGAACAUCAAGUAACUCCGGAUGCCAUUGGACGCCAACGGGCCAAUCACAGGCCGCCGUUUGAGCCGCGCAGGAAUUAAACGUCACGUUGCUGUUUUUCAUCGUGACGUUUAGUUCAAAGUGUCUAUCAAAGUCUACGGAGGACAAAGAGCGGCACAAAUACAUCAAAUAUUUAAAUGAAUACAACAAUUUGGCUUAAAUGAAAUGAACUCAAUUUAUUCUUAAAUUCCAGAGCUGUGAACUGUGCACUUUAAUUAAAGUCAAAAUACACUCAACAUUCAACUUUAAUGUUGAAAUAAAUAGAGAUUUAGGUCUGAAAAGCAAGAAGCAUCGGCUGCUUCCUGUUGAUGACAUCAUCAGAGCAAAAGUCCAAGGUCGUAGAUUAGAGAGAUUUUAUUGGAGAUUUACGGUGUGAUCUGAUUAGAAAAUGCAGACAAGGCGAGUUUUAGUGUUUUAGGGUAGUUUGUACACAUUUCACUGCGGCCUCCUAAAGAAAUACAAAACCAACCCAGAGGCACAUUAGAUGGACGGAGCUGAUCUUCAGGGGGGGGGACAUGUGGGGCUGGAGAUAAGCUGGGGGGCCGGAGCCAGGUCAGCGUUCCUUUUAUUCAAAGACGACGUGCCAAAUCCACGGGAAGAAAACGCAUGUUUGGUAUUUACAGUUAUAUUGUACAUUAUUAUGAAAUAAAUGUGUUCCUUCAAAUAUAAAGUAUGUUGUUUGCUCGUUUAAAUUUAGGUUUUCAGGUUUCUUUAAUAAGUUUAAAUGAUUAACUCAUAUUUAAUACUUUAAACUGGUUCAUUUCCUUGUUUACGUCUUUUUACUGUGGCUGUAAAUGUUGUUAUCUUGUUAAUAGUUUUAUAUUUUUACAUGUGUAAUAAAUGAAGGCAGAGUUCACUUCUUAUUAAUAUUUACACAUCAGUAAAUUCAUAUUCACACAAUGUAUUUAUUGUAAACAAAAAGAGCGCAUUUAGUAUUACAAAAAAAUCAUUUCUAUGGUAAAUAUCAAUUCUGGUGGGAAGUGUUUAGUUUAUUUUAAGUUUUUUAGUUGUGUGUGUGUGUGUGUGUGUGUGUGUGUGUGUGUGUGUUUUGUUGAAAUUGCACGUUUUACUGGAUUGUUUUUAAAAUUAAAAAAGAAUCCUCUAAACUCAA
Messenger RNA from Pungitius pungitius (ninespine stickleback), 2215 nucleotides. RefSeq names its product DnaJ (Hsp40) homolog, subfamily C, member 27 (gene dnajc27). The transcript is spliced from 7 exons. NCBI's taxonomy places the organism in Eukaryota, Metazoa, Chordata, Actinopteri, Perciformes, Gasterosteidae. Gene Ontology annotation, molecular function: GTP binding; GTPase activity. The record is from RefSeq and is a predicted model, not a curated record. Gene Ontology annotation, cellular component: lysosome; late endosome; phagocytic vesicle. Gene Ontology annotation, biological process: phagosome-lysosome fusion. Bases 259 to 1080 code for a protein of 273 amino acids.